UCGGAGUCGCUAACUGAGCUUCGCUUCCUGCUCCGGAGAUUUAUUGGCGAAUAGACCAUCAGUAAUCGCGCGUUCCGUGACAUAUUCCGGACAAAGCCUGCGAUUAUGGUAAACAAAAUAAUGUAAAGCAUAAAAUAUGACUCCGGAGAUCUUAUUAUUUAUCUUUUACGUUGUUUAUUUCUCUUCAUCCAUCUUAUUCAGUCUACGGGGUAAGAUAAAGGACAGCUGCGCGACAUUACAACUGCUGUUUUUUCUUGCAUGUGUAUAUCUUUCAUCAGCAGACACACACUCUCUGCAGUACCUCUACACUAUUACUGGACAAUUCACUGCUGUUGGUCUGGUAGAUGGACAGCAGGUUCUGUAUUAUGACAGCAACAUCAGGAUGAUCCCAAAGACGGAGUGGAUGAAGAAGAUUGAAGCUGAUGAUAAACGUUACUGGGACAGAGAGACACGGCGUAUGACUGAUCAGCAGGACUGGUUCAAAAUCUUUGUGGAUAAAGCCAAGCACGUAUUUAAUCACAAUGAAGGAGAUCAUACAGUACAGAGAAUGUACGGCUGUGAACUUAAUGAUGUCACCACUAGAGGAUACGAUCAGUACAGUUAUGAUGGAGAGGAUUUCAUCAGUCUGAAUCUGACAUCUGGAUCCUGGACUGCAGUUAAUGAUAAAGCAGAAAGUUUUAUAAACGACUGGGAUCCUAAAGGCACGAAGGCUAAACGCUUGAAGGACUUCCUGGAGAAUGACUGUAUUGAUAAAUUAAGGAAGUUCAUGUCUUAUGGCAAAGAGACUCUGGAGAGGAAAGUUCAUCCUGAGGUGUCAGUGUUCCAGAAACGCUCUCCUUCUCCAGAGGUGGUGUGUCACGCUACAGGUUUCUUCCCCGAAGCACUAAACAUCACCUGGCAGAAGGACGGAGAGGACGUGGGUGAGGACGUGGAGCUCAGAGAGACGUUACCCAACCAGGAUGGAAGCUUCCAGAAGAGAAGCAUUCUGAAAGUCUCAAGAAUGAAGCUGCAGAAACACACCUACACCUGCGUGGUUCAGCACAGCAGCUUGGAGAAGGAGUUAGUGCGAGAAGUACCAAAAGGUGGAGGAUCAGAUGGAGGAUCAGGUGGAACACCAAUUGCUAUCACCACUGCUGUAGUUGUGGCUCUUGUUGCUGUUGUUGCUGGAAUUGUGGUCUGGAAAAGGAAGAACUCUGUCAUACACAAUCUACAGUUCAUCUACACCGCAAUUCCUGCAGGAAUCCAUUUCCCAGAGUUCAUGGCUAUUGGCCUGGUAGACGGAGAGCAGUUCAUGAUCUAUAAGAGCACUGACAGCGGGUCUCUCGAACCAGCCGAAUGGAUGAAGGAGUUUGAGUCUGAAAAUUACUGGAAGAGUCUGCGAGAGGACAUGCGGACCAACCAGGAUAACUUUAACAGCAUGUUUACAGCUAUCAAUCAUGAUAAAGGAAAUCAUACGCUACAGAGGAUGUACGGCUGUGAAAUUCAUAACGAUGGCAACAGAGAAGAACUGACCGGAUAUGAUUUGUACGGUUAUGAUGGAGAAGAUUUCCUUCAUUUUGAACUUAAUGGCACAUGGACUGCAGCCAACAAUCAAGCUGAGAAAAUUCUACAAAGAUGGCGUACUAAUGGUUAUAAGGGAUACUGGAAGACAUUUCUGAAGGUUGACUGUAUCGAACAGUUAAGGAAAAUUGUGUCUUACAUCAGGCAGACUUUGGGAAGGAAAGUUGUUCCCAAAGUGUUAGUGUUCCAUAGACACUCGUCUCCUUCUCCAGAGGUGGUGUGUCACGCUACAGGUUUCUUCCCCAAACCACUAAACAUCACCUGGCAGAAGGACGGAGAGGACGUGCAUGAGGACGUGGAGCUCAGAGAGACGUUACCCAACCAGGAUGGAAGUUUCCAGAAGAGAAGCAUUCUGAAAGUCCCAGCUGAGGAGCUGCAGAAACACAACUACACCUGCGUGGUUCAGCACAGCAGCUUGGAGAAGGAGUUAGUGCGAGAAGUAGAAAAAGGUGGAAGAUCAGACAGAGGAUCAGCUGGACGAUCCGAUGGUGAAGGGUCAGAUAAAGGAUCGGGUGGAGGAUCAGGUGGAUCACCGAAUUCUAUCAUCGCUGCUGCAGUCGUGUCUCUUGUCAUUCUUGCCGCUGUUGUUGCUGUGAUUGUGGUCCGGAAGAAGAAGAACUCUGGUGGAAGAAGGAAGGAGCCAGAUGUGAAGUUUUCACAGAACGGGUCACGUACCAUCAGUAGUUUAAGCUUUAUGCCUGUGCCACAAAAAAACCCUGACACCUCUGAAGGAGAUUCUUCCUUCAACAACUCUAACACUGUGACUGCGUAACAUCCUGCUGAACUGAGAGAGUAAGACAUGAUGUAGUUUACAGUGUGAUAUGGAAUAAACAUCUGUGUGUGGAGAGAAAAUCCAGCAGAAAAGCCUGAACAUUCAGUCUGAGCCUUAGCAAACCUAGCUGACUAGUUACAUUACUUCUGAUGUCUGACACUGAAAGAGCUAGACCCGGCUCAGAUCUGUGCUCAUUUUGCCUUGUGCAGUGAAAGUGUAUUAGAGAGAUGGACGAGAGCCAUCUCUCAUACCUGUGUGCAUAAAGUGCCUAAAUUUAUAAUCCUAAAAUGAGAUACAAUGAGUCUGAGCAAGACACUGUACUUAUGUAAAACAAUAACAAAUGGCUAGCGUUAAACAGCUAAAGUGGUCAUCAAUGUGAAACGCAAAUGCAGCUUCCACCGGUCUGACUGGAUUUUUACAAAGCUAUACUGUGAGAUUUCCUAAAAUGGGAUUUAAAAAAAAAAAAAAAAGGUAAAUAGCACCUUACAUACAAUUUCACAGUAUUGAUAUUGAUUAUAUCUCCAUAUUCUUGUCAAUACACAGCAUGUAAUUUACAUGUACUGUAACUCUCCCCACCAUCACACAUACACACUUUUUUUUUUUUUUUUUUUUUUUUUUAACUGGCCUUUCCCUGAAACCCAGUGUCACAGGAAAAUUGACUCACCUCAAAAUGACUUUCAUAUUGGUUUUCAUUAACUAAGCAGAUUCAUGUUAUGAGGAGUGUUCAAGUCAAACCGGGACAUUUGAUUUGCAUAGUUAUGAGAGUGAUAUCUCCCAUUAUUUCUCCAUAUAAUCUCCUGCUACACUGAUGCACUUAUCCCAGAGUGCUUUGAUACCAUCAAGAUAGAAGGUUUUCUCAGGACCCCGGAGCAAUGAUUAUACCGUCUCCUUCACGUCUGAAACACUGGCAUCCUAGGAACUCCUCCAAACACGUGGCAAUGACUUGUACGUGGAUGUGCCAAUAACUCCUCGCCGAGUUCCUGUAAUGUGCAAGUUUUGAUGAAUGAUGCCCCCAAGUUGGCGACAAGUUAUCCAACAAUUUUCAAGGAUCAGGUGUGUGAAUGUUCACGAGGAACGACAGCAGUGGGGUCGGCCAGGAUUGUAAUUCAUGGACAUGAGGUCCUUUUUAAAACAUUUGCACUGUUUUAUGUAAAUCGUUUGUGCUGUACAGGUCGCAACAUUCUUAGCUUAAAAAAAUUUGUCUGCAUGUCUGUCCAGCCAGAUUUUCCACCUCAUCACGCAAACCUACACUGUAAAAAAAAAAAAAAAAAG
This is a messenger RNA of Clarias gariepinus (North African catfish), 3604 nucleotides long. RefSeq lists its product as uncharacterized. Gene Ontology annotation, cellular component: external side of plasma membrane. The transcript is spliced from 10 exons. The coding region runs from base 137 to 2332 and encodes 731 amino acids. NCBI's taxonomy places the organism in Eukaryota, Metazoa, Chordata, Actinopteri, Siluriformes, Clariidae. The record is from RefSeq and is a predicted model, not a curated record. Gene Ontology annotation, biological process: immune response.